AUGCUCCACAUCCAGGGGCAGGAGCAAGGGUGGCAUUGCUUUUUGCUCUUGUGCCAUCUGCUUCAUGCAGUGGUGCCCUGAUGAGCAGCCUAGCCGGAUCGCCAUGCACCCAGAUGUUUUCAUGACCCACACAGCUCUGAUAGGAAGAAAACUGCCUGUGCUGACCACGACCUGAAGGUCACCAAGGUUGACUUCCUCAAGAGCCAGAACUCGGUCCAGCACCACACGGAUGCGUACGAAACGACAAGCCUGGUGGUGCGCCGAGGACAGCCUUUCCUGCUGCAGCUCACCCUCAGCAGGGAGCUGCGGGCCACUGACAAGCUGGCACUGCAUUUCAGCAUAGGGGAGAGGCCAAUGAAGCCCCUGGGGACCCUGAUGUCGCUGAACCCCAGGAGCACGAGGGAUCUCAGUGGGUGGCAGAUCACCAUCACCAAGUCCAGCGGCACGGGGUGCCUGCUGUCCGUCACCAGCGCAGCUGAUGCCCCAGUGGGAAAAUAUGGCCUGACUGUAAAGACUGGAUCUAACACUCACAAGCCCGAAAACAAUGCUGUCUACCUUUUGUUCAACCCCUGGUGUGAAGCUGAUAUCGUCUUCCUGUCCAAUGAGGCUGAGAGAAAUGAGUAUGUGCUCAACGAUACGGGUUACAUCUAUGUUGGGUCUGCAUACAACAUACACGGUAGACCCUGGAAUUUUGGGCAGUUUGAGGAAUCCAUCCUGGAUGCCUGCAUGUACCUGCUGGACAAAAGUAAACUGAAGAUGAGCAGUAGAAGGGAUCCUGUUAUUGUGUCCAGAGCCAUGUCUGCUUUGGUGAAUGCCAAUGAUGAAAACGGUGUCCUGCUGGGGAACUGGUCAGGGAAGUACGAAAACGGGACCUCUCCCAUGGCAUGGAUUGGGAGCGUUGCCAUUUUACAGCAGUAUUACAAAACGAAGAAGCCAGUUGGUUUCGGUCAAUGCUGGGUCUUUUCAGGAGUCCUCACUACAGUCAUGCGCUGCCUGGGGAUCCCAGCCCGGAGCGUGAGCAACUUCAACUCGGCGCACGACACGGACGAGAACCUGAGAGUUGACGUCUACCUGAACGAAAAGGGAGAGAAGCUGAAAUGGAUGUCCGUCGACUCCGUCUGGAACUUCCAUGUGUGGAAUGACGUCUGGAUGAAGCGGAGGGACUUGCCUUCAGGGUUUGAUGGCUGGCAGGCAAUCGAUUCAACCCCUCAGGAGCAAAGCCAAGGUAUUUUCCAGUGCGGCCCGUGCCCACUGAAGGCUAUCCGAGAUGGGGACGUAUAUUUGCCCUAUGACAGCAAGUUUGUGUAUGCGGAAGUGAACGCCGACAAAGUCUAUUGGCGUGUGAAGGAGGAGAACGGCACGAACAAGUACAUCAAGCUGAACGUGGAGAGCCAGAGCAUCGGCGCCAAUAUCAGCACAAAAGCUGUGGGGCAGAACCGUCGGGAAGACAUCACCUGGCAGUACAAGUUCCCUGAAGGCAGCUCAGAGGAAAGGGCAUCCAUGCAGAGAGCGAGCUCCUUCCUACAACCUUCAGGGUUGGUACCUCGUGCAGGCUUCGCUGCGAUUCGUCCCAUGGCCAUGGGCUUAGACAACGUGGAUGGCAGGGCUAUGGUCCAAAAUGAGGUGGUCCCCAAGAGCGGGGUCGAGCUUGUGAUAACCAACGAAAAACCUUUGUAUCCUGGUGAACCGAUUGAAGUGGUCAUCACAGUGAAGAGCACUGCUGCUGGGAGCUGGACCGUUGCUCUUGCUGGCUCCUGCCAGCUGCAGUCCUACACUGGGAAAGUCGAUGCCAACCUUGGAUAUAUCAAGGAGACCGUCAAGCUGGAAGGCAAAUCCGAGGUACGCGUCCCUCUGAAGAUCGCACCUGAUGCAUACAUGAAGGCGCUGGCUACAGCGGAAGACGAAGAGUACGUCCACGUCACCGCCAUUGCCGAGAUCCAGGGGACACCUGAGAAGCUUACCAAGGAGGCGGCGCUGAGCUUCGAGUACCCCCCCAUCCAGGUCCAGAUGCCAGAAACAGGAAAGAUGAACAAGGACUUCACCUGCGCCUUCAUCUUCAAGAACAAGCUGAAUGUACCCCUGGACAACUGCAAGCUGAUGGUGGAGGGCUUGGGCAUAUUUAAGAUGGCAACAUUUGAGCAAGGGGAUGUACAGCCUGGUAGGAUCAUUAAGUCCGAAGUAAUCUGCACUCCGACGAGAGCAGGAGAGAAGAAGAUCGUGGCCAAGCUGACCUCAAACCAGGUCAAAGGGAUUUCGGUGGAGAAGGCCAUCACCAUCACCCACUAGGAGCAGUGCCUCAGUCGGGACAGAAGAGGACCCUGGAUGCGCCACAGCCGCGCUCUGCUGCUGCCGCUUGCCUCCUUGAUUGCAGGAUAGAGCUUGAUGAGC
Molecule: messenger RNA, 2388 nt
Organism: Cygnus atratus (black swan)
Lineage: Eukaryota; Metazoa; Chordata; Aves; Anseriformes; Anatidae
Gene: TGM4
Product: transglutaminase 4
Exons: 14
Biological process (GO): peptide cross-linking
Molecular function (GO): protein-glutamine gamma-glutamyltransferase activity
Source: RefSeq, a predicted model, not a curated record